Molecule: messenger RNA, 867 nt
Organism: Medicago truncatula (barrel medic)
Lineage: Eukaryota; Viridiplantae; Streptophyta; Magnoliopsida; Fabales; Fabaceae
Product: pentatricopeptide repeat-containing protein At4g21065
Exons: 2
Coding region: 1-867 (288 amino acids)
Biological process (GO): RNA modification
Molecular function (GO): RNA binding; protein binding
Source: RefSeq, a predicted model, not a curated record
AUGUAUGCUAAAUGUGGUGAUGUUGGGUCUGCGGGGAAAGUGUUUGAUGAAAUGCCUCAAAGAGAUGCUUUUUCGUGGAAUUCGAUGAUGGCGUGUUAUGAUGGGGAAGUUGAUGAGGCUUUAAAGGUUUUUCGACAAAUUAAGGAUCCUAUUGUUAUUUCUUGGACGACGUUGAUCUCGGGUUAUACGGGUGUUGGGAAGCAUGUUGUUGCUUUGGAAUUGUUUAGGGAAAUGGUGAAUGUUGGGAUGAUUCUCCCUGAUGUUGGCGCUCUUUCUGGUAUCCUUGUUUCGUGCAGGUUUUUAGGGGAUUUGAGCAGUGGGAGGGAAAUUCAUGGUUAUGGAAUCAGAAACAUGCUUUGGAAUAAUGCGUUUUACAAGUCUGCUGGUCCUGCCUUGUUGACAUUGUAUGCUCGGUGUAGUAGACUUCAUGAUGCUGAAAAAGUGUUUCGUAUGAUGGAUAAAUCUGAUGUUGUUACGUGGAAUGCGAUGAUUUUGGGUUACAUUGACAUGGGGUUGGGUCAUUUGGCUUUGGAACAUUUUAGAGAAAUGCAAGGAAAAGGUGUGAGAAUUGACAACACAACUAUAUCUACUAUAUUGCCUGUUUGUGAUUUGAGAUGUGGAAAACAGAUACAUGCGUAUAUUAGGAAAAGCAAUUUCAAUUGUACGGUUGAAGUUUAUAAUGCACUGGUUCAUAUGUAUUCGAUCCGUGGAUGCAUUGAAUAUUCAUAUUCUGUGUUUUCUACUAUGGUUAAGAAAGAUUUGGUUUCGUGGAACACUAUUAUUGGAGGGUUUGCAAUGCACGGACUUGGCCAAACUUCUGUGAAGCUUUUGCAGGAAAUGAGUGAUUCGGGAAUCAGCCCUGAUUGA